AGUAAAAUGUCGCAGAGAGCGGUGAUCUCAGCUCUGUGUUCUUCACAUGGUCGUGUGGGGAGGAGGAUCUCCAAGCUCAGGCGUCCACGCAGACACACACGCACAGGGUCAGCGUUCAAAGAAACGCCGUGGGAAUUUCCAAAUCUCUCUCUUUUUUCAGUAUUUCGCGUAGGGGGGCUUUACAGAGAGUCAGAGAGUCGGAGGUGGGAGAUUUUUAAAUCACACGCCAGACGGGUAUGACCAGUUGACUGAGCUCUGAGCGCUGAGCACCGUGGCGCGAUCAGACGCAGGCGCUGAACAUUUCCACCGAAAAGCUGCUUCACAGAGCAGACACUCCUUUGACAACACCAAGGAUUAAAGCAGCCUGCAUAAGCUCAGUGAAAAGGCCUUACCAGCACGUGUCUGUGUCCGGCUGGAAAAGUUUGGAGACGUUUGUGCUUGAACUUUGAAACAGUCUGCAUCCGGAUUUCACUUGAGUGCAGAGACUAGAGCUACUACAGAAGUAUGGUCCGGUUUGAGGCUUGGCUCCUUAAGGGGCUUCUGGGUCUGAUGUGGGCAUUACCAAUCUGGAUGAGCUCUCUGACACCUCAGUUCUGCACAUCUCUGGAAACGCUGAAAGAUCAGCUCAAUUUAACAUUAAGAAGACGAUAUUUGAAACAUAACUUCCCUAUUAACUACACCAUUGAAGUGCGUUAUGAAGAGGUCUUCAGACUGAAUAACAUCAGUAAGCUGAUGAAUGACUCUGCAGAUGUGAGGGAUCUCCAGGAUUUGUGGGUCAGGAUCACUGAGACAGACAUAAAGAGGAUUUUGGAGGUGCUGCCAGAGAGGCAUCCGACGCGCCGUAAAUACCUCGCAAACCUUGAUUCCCUCUUCGCAAUUGUCCAGCAAAGCUACCAGAGCCAGAACUCUGAUGAGAGAGAUUACCCAGAAAGCAUUGAGAACAUUUGGGUACGCUUGGGAGACAGAGACUAUCAGGGAUGGAAAUCUGUCAGACCUAAAUCUUUACUCGACACCUGUUAUCGGACCAUGCACUGCCUAUUCAAGGAAUGCUUCUUAAGGAACGGCAGCCAAUAUGACUACUGCAACAUUCAGCACUGGAGACAAGCGAAGGGAACACAGGGAUGAUAGAAGGGUCCCUAAAUGAGGAUUUUCUACUGGCAAAUGUGUAAAGGCCACAGGCAUGCGCUGUGUUUAUUAGUGCUCACAAAGCUACCUUUAUCCAUCCAUCUGUCCAUCCUGUAUGUGUGUAUGUGUAUAUAUAUAUAUAUAUAUAUAUAUAUAUAUAUAUAUGGUUAGAUAGAUAUCAAAUCCAACAUGAGCACAGAUGGCUUUCCUUUUGCUAUAGCAUAUUCUAUCUCUAAUUAGAAACUAUAGCUAACUCAACUAAUUGCCCCCUGGAUUCACACUGCCCCAAAGGAAUUUAAUGGUGUUCUUAAUGAUCUUGAUCCUGUGUGCCAAAACUAGCAAUGAGUGUAUGUGCGUGUGUGCUAUGAUCUUCUACAGGUAAUAGAAGUGAGCAUGUAUAUAUGGCAUGCAGAUGUUUUGCUGACUGCUGGCUUAGUCAGCAGAUUCCUGUCUCCUUUGCUUUGCGCUUUGAUAUAAGCUACGUUCUCAUUAAUAUUAAAUAUUACGUGUUUGUAGCAAUACAUUUUCAACUGUUAAUUUUUUUAAUGCAUUUUGUGUGUAUGUGUGUGUGUUAUUUAUUUAGACGUCUACAGAAAGUUCUAGAAACUAUGUUAUUAAAAUAAAUAAACAUCACUCUGGCGCC
Molecule: messenger RNA, 1768 nt
Organism: Pangasianodon hypophthalmus (striped catfish)
Lineage: Eukaryota; Metazoa; Chordata; Actinopteri; Siluriformes; Pangasiidae
Gene: il34
Product: interleukin 34
Exons: 8
Coding region: 505-1125 (206 amino acids)
Biological process (GO): positive regulation of protein phosphorylation; positive regulation of monocyte differentiation; positive regulation of macrophage differentiation
Molecular function (GO): cytokine activity; macrophage colony-stimulating factor receptor binding
Source: RefSeq, a predicted model, not a curated record